AUGGAUUCUGUCUACACAAAUCUAGCAGAAAGGGCCCUUGACAUAUACACGACGUCAAAACAAGACUCUCUAACGCGAGUCAUCAUCGCUUUUUCUGGUCCGCCAGGAUCAGGAAAGUCGACCAUUGCAGCUGAAGUGGUGCAACGCAUCAACGCUCAAACCGGCCGUCCUACCGCAGCAGUCCUGCCGAUGGAUGGCUUUCACUACUCUCGCGCACACCUCGACACAUUACCCAAUCGCGGCGAGGCAUACGCCCGACGGGGCGCUCACUGGACAUUCGAUUCCGACGGCGUAUUGAAGCUUGUCAAAGCUCUCCACGUCUCUCGGAACGGACCUACACACAUCAUUACGGCACCGAGUUUCGACCACAAAUCCAAAGACCCCGUUGCAGAUGCGCUUCGCAUCGAACCAGAGACUCAAAUCGUCAUCAUCGAGGGCAAUUGGCUGCUUCUCGACCGCGCCCCUUGGAAGCAGAUUCCCGACUACGUGGACGACACUUGGUUUGUUGAUGUGGAACCAUCGUUGGCACGACACCGUGUUGCAGCUAGACAUAUAAAAGCAGGGAUUGAAACGAACUGGGAGGAGGCCAUAGCUAGAGCCAACAAGAAUGAUCUGCUGAAUGGAGAAGAGGUGCGGAGGAAUCUCAUACGACCAAAUAUUAUUGUGCAGAGUGUCGAUGACAAGGCUCUUAGUCCGAGGUAG
Molecule: messenger RNA, 702 nt
Organism: Ilyonectria robusta
Lineage: Eukaryota; Fungi; Ascomycota; Sordariomycetes; Hypocreales; Nectriaceae
Product: P-loop containing nucleoside triphosphate hydrolase protein
Exons: 1
Coding region: 1-702 (233 amino acids)
Cellular component (GO): cytoplasm
Molecular function (GO): kinase activity; ATP binding
Source: RefSeq, a predicted model, not a curated record